GCCUUUCUUUCCAGUCGCGCUGGGAUGUCGACCAAUUGCUAAUCCCGACCCAACCCACCUCACCACCCAAUAAAAGCGCCCAGGUGUGGGCUCGGCUCUCACAUGGCCACGAUGUUCCUCUACCAGCUCCUCAGCUUCUUCUUUGCCACUUCCAAGAAGGAGAAGGAGGAGGAGCGCGGAUCCGGCUACGACCUGUCUCGGUACAAGAGGGGCGACCUCCUGGAGGUACCCCGGACGCUCUUCACGCAUUUUGGCAUCUACCUGGGCAACGGCCGGGUGGCCCACCUCAUCCCGGACAUUCUGCCGGUCGUCACGGGCAACAAGGCGGCCGUGGCCAAGAUGGUGACCAACAACCGCUUGCUUCUGGGCGUGGUGGCCAAAGCGGCCAGCGUGCGAGUGGAUUCGCUGCGCGACUUUGCCUACGGCUCCUCGGUGCUGGUGAACCGCAUGGACGGCGUGUGCAAGCAGCCGCCGCUGGACGCCGACGAGGUGGCCAGGAGGGCCGAGAAGCUGCUGGGGGCGGUCGCCUACAGCCUGCUGUGGUAUAACUGCGAGCACUACGUCAUGUACUGCAGAUACGGCAUGGCCAUCAGCUACCAGACGUACCAGUUCUGCACGACGGUGCGGAAGAUUGUGUGCAGUCGCACCAGCUCAUACGUUACAGCCUUGUGCGGCGCAGUCGUCCUGCUUUACCUCGGCUGUGCCACCCCCAUUACCCUUUUGGCCACACUGCUGCUGUCUUUCACCAUCUGGAUGGCAGCCUAGACAGGCCUGACCCCACCCCCGCCAAAAAAAACUCUUUCAAAAGCCCUGAAUGGAUUUCACAACCCAGUCCCUGAAAAAUACUCUGCAGCCUUGUGAAAAGUUGGAAAAUUCACCAGUUCAUCCCACUGACAGGAAACUGGGUGGACAUGGCAAUCAUAACAUGAACACAUGAAGAAGUCUCAAUGAACCAUGACAGAAAUUGAACAGGAAUUUGGCCAUUUUUGUUUGUAGCAGCCACUUUGAGGGCAAAAAAAGACGGGGGUAUGAAAAAAUUUUACCCGACUCCAGUUUCCGUUGUAUGCAGUACAUAUUAAAUGAACAGAUCGGAA
Messenger RNA from Hippocampus zosterae (dwarf seahorse), 1094 nucleotides. RefSeq names its product lecithin retinol acyltransferase-like. Lineage: Eukaryota; Metazoa; Chordata; Actinopteri; Syngnathiformes; Syngnathidae. Gene Ontology annotation, biological process: retinol metabolic process. The transcript has 3 exons. Gene Ontology annotation, molecular function: phosphatidylcholine-retinol O-acyltransferase activity. Bases 103 to 765 code for a protein of 220 amino acids. The record is from RefSeq and is a predicted model, not a curated record.